This is a messenger RNA of Trichoplax adhaerens, 759 nucleotides long. RefSeq lists its product as uncharacterized. Gene Ontology annotation, cellular component: cytoplasm. NCBI's taxonomy places the organism in Eukaryota, Metazoa, Placozoa, Uniplacotomia, Trichoplacea, Trichoplacidae. The record is from RefSeq and is a predicted model, not a curated record. The coding region runs from base 1 to 759 and encodes 252 amino acids. The transcript has 2 exons.
AUGAGUUCAUCAAACGAUAAAGUGGACAAGGAUACUGUAGUUGUUUAUCAAUUUAUACAAGGAUUGACAGCUCCGAGCUUAUCUCCCUUUGUACUCAAGUUGGAAACCUACCUGAGGAUGGCUAAAUUAAAUUAUGUCUGCGAUUAUGGUGGAAAAGUUUCCAAAAAAGGCAAAAUUCCUUGGAUUGCCAUCGAUGGAAAAGAAAUUGCCGAUUCUGCCUUUUGUGUCCAGUACUUGAACAAGAGGUUUAAUAUCGAUCUUGAUAGUCAUCUCAAUGAAUCACAAAAAGCCAUCGCUCAUGCUUAUAUUAAAAUGUUAGAAGAAAAUACAUUUUGGGCUGUAAUUGUGCAAACACGUGCAAUAGAAAACUUUCCUUGGGCUUUAAAUGAAUUUAAUGUGCCUAAAUAUUUAAAAGUCCCAGCUAAGCUAACAUUCAGACGCAAAGUAACCAAAGCGAUGUGGGGUCAUGGUAUAGGUAGGCAUAGCCAGGAAGAAAUUCACGAUAUCGGAAACAACGAUCUCCGUGCUUGCUCAUCAUUUCUUGCAGAUAAGAAAUUCUUUAUGGGCGAUCAGCCAAGUUUUAUAGACGCUGUUAUGUUUGGCUUUCUUGGUGAAAUUGUUUACGCUCUACCACCUGAUUGUUGGUAUGCACGAUUAGUCGACAACGAAUUCAAAAAUCUUAAGGCUUAUUGUGAUCGUAUGAAAGAGGAAUACUGGCCUGACUGGGACAGUAAAUUAAGGAGUCCCAAGGCAAAUUAG